AUGCCCAAAGCAAAUCGUCGCAAGCAGUUGCAGGCCCUCUCCGAGCCGCCGGUACUGGAGGAGGGCCAAAAAGUGGCACGAGUAAUAGCCGCAUGCGGCGAAAACAAUUACGAAGUGGAGGAUGAACAUGGGGCGAAAACUCUCUACCAACUACCGAAGCGCAUGCGCCACGUCGUGUUUAUUAGGAGAGGGAGCUACGUCUUCGUGAAGGAUGAUGAGACGCGAAAAGACGGACGCGUGCGCGGAGAUAUUGAAGUGGUCGUGCUGACCCACUUCUUACAUGGUAUAAGUAAGGAGCCGUAUUGGCCGCGCUCGUUUAAGGGUGAGGAGGACAACACGGAGGACAUGCCUGCGAUUGUGUCAGAGGGUGCGGGUGGAAAUUCGGAGGAGGAGCCUGGUCAUGGAGAUGAGCAAUGGGAGAUUGGUAGCGGAAACCCAAACAGGGCACAAUGGCAAGACCAGAGUUCUGACGAAGAGAGCGACUAG
This is a messenger RNA of Chondrus crispus (carragheen), 486 nucleotides long. RefSeq lists its product as hypothetical. Gene Ontology annotation, biological process: translational initiation. The transcript has a single exon. Gene Ontology annotation, cellular component: nucleus. The record is from RefSeq and is a predicted model, not a curated record. Lineage: Eukaryota; Rhodophyta; Florideophyceae; Gigartinales; Gigartinaceae. Bases 1 to 486 code for a protein of 161 amino acids. Gene Ontology annotation, molecular function: translation initiation factor activity; RNA binding.